AUGAGCGAUGUCGAUGUAAUUCAAAAAAAGGCAAAUUCGGAUACCUCAACUAAAACUUAUAGAUAUGUAAAUGUAACAGCUGAGACGAUUACUGAUAAGAAAUUCAAGCCCAGGAGACUACCAUAUCCAGAGAUGGAAAAAAUGAUAAAAAAUGAAUUAAACUUAAAUGAUACAUCUCAAAAUUUAAUAUCGCAACAUUCAAAACUGGUGCAUAACAAAUCUCUGCUUGAACCAAGGCAUAAAGAACAAUUGCCUAAUGAUAUACUUUUAUCAGGAGGUUACAAUUCGAAUACAGUGUCUGGUGUUCCUUCCAGUUCAACAACCCAAAUUACAUGUUUAGAUCUACUUUAUAAAGAACCCGAUACAUAUUCUGUGCAGCAUGAACCUAUGCAUAAAGAACAAUUACCUAAUAAUACACGAUUACCAGAAAUUUACUAUUUGAAUACAGUAUUUGGUGCUCCUUCCAAUUCAGCAUACCAAAUUACAAAUUCCGGCCCGCUUUAUGAAGAGCUCGAAUCAUAUUCUAUGCAAUAUGUAUCUUGGCAUACAGAACAAUUGCCUAAUACAAUUUUACCACAAUUGAAUGUAGAAUCUGGUGAUUUUUUAAGUUCACCAAAUCAAAGAAUAUAUUCAGACAUAUUUUAUGAAGAGUCUGAAACAUAUUCUAUGCAAAAUGAUGCAUAUUUUGAAGCACAGGUCGCAAUCUUAGAUCCUAUACCAUUAGUUGAAAGUUUUAACCAUGUGACUAGUGAUAAAAAUUCUGAUCAAGAAACUAAGUCACGCUACCUAUCAGAUUUCGAGCAUGUUAAUUGGUUAUACAAUGAUAUCCAUGAUACACCAAGCAUAUCUCAUUGCAUACCAACCUGUUGCGAUACUGACAAGUGUAUCAUUAAUGAUUUGAACAAGAUGCAAUUUUAA
Molecule: messenger RNA, 918 nt
Organism: Cetraspora pellucida
Lineage: Eukaryota; Fungi; Glomeromycota; Glomeromycetes; Diversisporales; Gigasporaceae
Source: the annotation of a GenBank genome assembly